GCUCUGAAUACUGAGGUGCCCCGAUUGCUUGCGCCUGUGCCUUUCACGCGGUGCGAUAGCAUCAUAUCCGUGUCUCCCCCGUACCUGGAUCACUCUUUAACUGCAAGAAUGUCAUUUUCACACAGUGGUCUAUACCUAUUCACUGAGAUAUUUCCCUUUUUAGCAGUGACUCAGUGAGACCCUACGUUUCACCCCACCAUCCAUGCACUGUCGGCAGGUGCCAAGCAUUGGAUCUAUGCCGACUGUCGAUAACUGCGCGGGUCGCACCUAAAUAAGUCCUUACUCUUUACACCUCACACCUCAAGCCUUUCGCCAUUAUAUAACACAGAACCCAGUCGUUCUUUUUUUUUUCUAAUCCCUCCUCUCACAUCUACCUUGCCUCUUUUCUUCUUUCCCUCACAACCCUUGACCCUCCCACCACCGACUUCGCACGCCUUAGUCCGAAGUCACCCAUCAUGUCUUUCUUCAAGAAGAUCGCCAAGGAGUUCGAGAACCUUGGUAUUGGCGACAAGGACGAGAAGAAGCAGGAGCCUCAGCAAGGUUAUCCCCAGGCCCAGGAUAACAACCGAGCCUACGGCGACGGCGGCCAACAGUACGGCGCUCCUCCUCCUCAGCAAUACAGCUCUCCUCCUCCUCAACAAUACGGAGCUCCUCCCCCCCAGCAGUACGGUGCUCCCCCCCAGCAGUACGGUUCACCUGCUCCUCAGCAGCAGUACGGCGCUCCUCCCCCUCAACCCGCCUAUCAGCCCCCGUCCGACCGCCCUCCUCUGCCCCAAGGUUGGACUGCUCAGUUCGACCAGAACCAGCAGCGAUGGUACUAUGUUGAGACAGCCACUGGUCGCACCCAGUGGGAGGCUCCUGGUCAGGCUCCUCCCCCUCCUCCCCCGAACUCUCGUCCUCCGUAUGAGUCUCAACCCUCUGACGGAUCUCGCGGCUACCCUGGUGCUCCUGGCGGAUAUGGUUCUCCUGCCCCUGGAGGUUACGGCGGUGCUCCUGGCUAUGGCGGCUACGCUUCUCCUCCCCCUGGCCAGGGUGGUUACGGAUCUCCUGCUCCAGGCUAUGGUGCCCCCUCUCCUUAUGGCGCUCCUUCGCCCUACGGCGCACCCUCUCCUUACGGAGCUCCCGGUCAAUACGGAGCUCCCGCUGAUGGCGAUCGCGGCAACAACCCCUACGGCCAAGGCGAGAAGAAGAAGAGUGGCAGCUCUGGAAUGCUCCUCGGUGCCGCAGGCGGUCUCGCCCUUGGUGCUGUUGGUGGCGCUUUGAUCGCAAACGAACUUAACGACAGUGACAGUGAUCACGAGCACUCUGCCGCCGCCGCCGCUGCUGCUCCUCCAGCCGCUGCCCCCCAGGUUGUCAACAACUACUACGGCGCUCCUCCCGAGGAUCCCUAUGCUGCUGACCCUUACGCGCAGGAAGGCCCUCCUGGUGUCCUUCCUCCUACCGAUGCUGACGGCAACUCUGUCUCAUCCAGUGACCGAGAAGAUGUUCAAGAGGCUCGUGAAGAGUACGAAGAGGCUCUGGCUGCAGCUAAUGACUCGGAUGCCAGCAGUAGUGAUCAUGAGAGACUCGAGGAGGCUCGUGAGGAGUACGAAGAGGCCUAUGAGGAGGUGUAUGAGGAUGACUAAAUGGUGCAAAACGAGCUAUGAAUAACGAUAUGAUUACGUCUCAUUGUAACAGCAUUGCUUUGGAGCCAUAAGGGCAAGGAAGAAGAUUGUUGAAUUUGUCACACUUGUUAAUACCUUAGUACACAGUACAAUACCAGAGCACAUUUCGUACUGCCUGAUAUGCAGCAC
This is a messenger RNA of Fusarium verticillioides 7600, 1793 nucleotides long. RefSeq lists its product as hypothetical. Bases 456 to 1625 code for a protein of 389 amino acids. Lineage: Eukaryota; Fungi; Ascomycota; Sordariomycetes; Hypocreales; Nectriaceae. The record is from RefSeq and is a predicted model, not a curated record. The transcript has 2 exons. Gene Ontology annotation, molecular function: protein binding.